AUGUUAUGUAAAACUCGUUUAAAUACUGUGAAUUCAUUCAUAGCAUUAAAUGAGUAUGCCAUUUCAUUGCUUGAUGAUUAUGUGGGUACCAUGGAGUUUAAGCCAUAUGGAUUCAAUGAUUUGGAUUGUAAAAGCAUCUCCGAUGUUAAAAAAUUAUUGAAAGUGAAACGCCAUAAUGAGACUUGUGGUAAUCAAAAUGAUGUGGGUGUAACAGAAAACGGAAAUUCACUGUCAAAAACAGAAAUUUCUUUAUAUGGAAAAUGUAAAGAAGAAUUUAAUUUCCAAAUUAAGAGAGUUAUAUCAAUAUCAAGGGAUUCGAGAAAACCUACCAAGAAGAUUCCAUAUAAAUUGGUUAAGAAAGAUAUUCUGGUUGCUUUGGAUGCAGUGAUUUCAAAUUAUGUAUUGACUUGUCCUUCAAAGGAUAUAAACGAAAUCACGGAUAUUAUUUUUGCAGGACAAUGUGCAUACGAAAAUUUGGUUCUUAAAAAUAAAAUAAGAACCUCUUGGAGGGAAAAUAUUGAGAAGAGAAUUACUAAAUUCAAAGAGAACCUCACUCUUAUUGCUAAUUUCUCCAGUCUGAAAUCCAAAAGUGAAAAGGAUACGGCCCUGGACUUUAUGUGCUCCUUUGAAUAUAAGAAGUCGAGAAAGGGAGAAAUCACCAGAAUAUGUACGUUAAUUGAAAAUAGAAUAAAAAUCAUGGAAAAAAGGAUUUCGAUUUAUGAGUCACGAAAAUCAUUUAGAAGAGACAAUUUUUGUUUUGAACUCAACAGAAGGAGGUUUUACCGAAACCUGAAUGGUGGAGAAAAUAAUAAAUAUACGUUGCCAGAAGGUGAAUGUUUGUCAUUUUGGGAGAAGAUAUGGAAAAAAGAUGAAAAUCAUAUUGUCACUGAUGUUGUUGGAAAACGUAUAACUGGCAUAGAACAAUCCCCAGUUGACAUCAAACCAGACUUUAUCAAAAGUAUUAUUAACUAUGCGCCAAACUGGAAGACUUCUGGAUGCAAUGGAGUAUACUGCUUUUUUAUUAAGAAGUUUGAAUCUCUCCAUAAUUAUUUAUGUGAUGAAAUUUUGAAAAUUAUUAAUAGAGAUUACUGUCCUGGUCAGUGGUUUUACACUGGGGUUACAUUUCUCAUCCCAAAAAAAGCUUGUUGUGAAUCACCUAAUGACUUGCGUCCGAAUACAUGCAUGCCUAUACUAUACAAACUUGUUACAAAAUGUGUCAACACUAAACUUACAGACUACAUUGAAGCUUUUGGUCUUGUUUCGGAUAACCAACUGGGAGCUAGAAGACAUUGCCAGGGUGCAAAAGAACAGGCUUUAAUAAACCAGUGCAUUAACAAUCACUAUGGAAAUAACUUAUUUGCGACAUGGAUUGAUAUAAACAAAGCAUUUGAUUCUGUUAACCAUGAAUUUUUAUCGCUGGUAUUGGAUUAUUCUGGACUCCCUGAGUGGAUUGUGAAGUUUAUUAAAAGUUUGAUAAGUAAAUGGAAAGUGAUUCUGAAUCUCAAUGUAAAUAGAAUUGGAACAGUGAAAUUAGAAAGAGGAAUUCUUCAAGGAGAUUCACUAUCUCCCCAACUUUUUACGCUGGUAAUGGAUCCGUUGAGCAGGAUACUAAAUCACAAGUUUCCUAAAAUCUGUAUUGACCAUAAUGACCCGUCUCAAAUAACAUACUCAACUAAUCAUCUGCUAUUUAUUGAUGAUUUGAAAAUACUUGCUGAGAAAGAAAAUACGAUCUUGAGGAUGAUGGAAAGUAUUGAUGAAUACUUCAGUGUUGUUGGUCUCAGGAGGAAUUCUGAAAAAUCUGCAACCAAUCUGAAUUAUGUUAAAGAAACUAGAAGUCUUGACGGAUAUGAUGGAUAUCGAUAUCUGGGAGUCUUGGAGGAUAAAGGAAGCAAUGUAUUGAAGCAUGAAGUUAUGAAAAAAAUUGCAGAAAAUGUAAAGAAGAGAAUUGAAAGCUUAGUGAGCACGAAGCUAAAUGCAGUGAAUCUAUUCAAGGCGAUUAAUGAAUAUUGUCUAUCACUUUACAAUUACUAUAUUGGACUAAUUGACAUUGAGCCACACGAGUUUCAAGCCAUUGAUACCGAAGUUCGAAGGAUUCUAUCUAAUUUACAUGUUCAUCUGAAACCUGCAAAUAAGGAAAGAUUAUAUAUAAGCAGAUCUAACCUUGGAAGAGGACUUAAUUCAAUUGUCCAUAAAAGUGAAUGCAUGUUAUACCAAUUUUUGACUGAUCUUGAAAGAAAGUCUGCAAUGUGUCUCAGAAAGGCUGGAAUCUAG
This is a messenger RNA of Octopus sinensis (East Asian common octopus), 2271 nucleotides long. RefSeq lists its product as uncharacterized. NCBI's taxonomy places the organism in Eukaryota, Metazoa, Mollusca, Cephalopoda, Octopoda, Octopodidae. The transcript has 2 exons. Bases 1 to 2271 code for a protein of 756 amino acids. The record is from RefSeq and is a predicted model, not a curated record.